Molecule: messenger RNA, 3453 nt
Organism: Arthroderma uncinatum
Lineage: Eukaryota; Fungi; Ascomycota; Eurotiomycetes; Onygenales; Arthrodermataceae
Product: serine/threonine-protein kinase/endoribonuclease IRE1
Exons: 2
Coding region: 1-3453 (1150 amino acids)
Biological process (GO): protein phosphorylation; IRE1-mediated unfolded protein response; intrinsic apoptotic signaling pathway in response to endoplasmic reticulum stress
Cellular component (GO): IRE1-TRAF2-ASK1 complex
Molecular function (GO): ATP binding; protein serine/threonine kinase activity; RNA endonuclease activity
Source: RefSeq, a predicted model, not a curated record
AUGAUUUGGCGGCUACGAGGAUCUCGCGCAUCGAUCCCCGCGAGCCUCACCAUUCUCCUCCCGCUCCUAGCAGCUCAGCAGCAGUUGCUUCUCUCCCAGGCUGGCAAUGUGCCUGUCGCAGCCUCCUCUCCGCGCGGCGCUGCCGAUGCCCGCCUCCCAUUACCAAACCACAUAGCCGAUCCCGUCCAUCCGUCCGUGAGGUCUGAUGAGAGCGCCCUCGAAACACUGGCUCUGGCGGCCUCUGGCUCCGCCGUUCGAGCACCUCCUGUCCAGAUAAGCAGUCGGAACGAUCCGACUCCGCAGCUUCAAGCGCGAUCUCUACAGGACUGGGAAGUGGAGGACUUUGUCCUCUUGGCGACCGUCGAUGGAACGAUACACGCAAGAGACCGGAAAACUGGUGCUCCUCGAUGGGCACUGGAAGUGCCCAGCAGCCCCAUGGUCGAGACCGUCUACCAUAGAGCAAACCGCUCAGACCCGUCCAAGGACGCCCAGAUCGAGGACGACUUUCUCUGGAUAGUCGAGCCUAGCCGUGAUGGCAACUUGUACAUCUACAAUAAGGGCCAGAACGGUGGUCUGCAGCGGCUGGGACUGACUGUUAAGAUGUUAGUCGACGAGACUCCAUAUUCCGGCAUGGACCCCCCGGUUACAUAUACCGCUAGAAAAGAGACUACUCUAUACACCGUUGACGCCAGGACAGGCUCAAUUCUUCGCAUGUUCAGUUCUCGCGGGCUUGUGGACCCAGAGCAAACCUGCCGACGACUCAAUGACUUCGAACCCGCGGGGGAUGAAUGCAAGUCCGGCGGUAAGUUGACCCUCGGACGCAUUGAGUACACCGUCUCCAUCCAAAACACAAACACCGGUCAGCCCAUCUGCACAAUAAAAUAUGCCGAAUGGACUCCAAACAAUCGUGAUGUAGACCUCCAAGGUCAGUAUUUCAAAACCAUGGAUGAACGUCACAUUUACAGCAUGCACGAUGGGGUCAUAUUCGGUUUCGACCACUCUAAAAUAGACGGACGUCGUUAUACUCAACGGUUUUCUUCGCCGGUUGCCCGUGUUUUCGAUGUUGCCCGUCCCCUAUAUGCCGACGAGCCCGACACACCACUUGCAAUACUCGCCCAGCCGCCGUCUACAAGUGAUUACGGCUCCGCUGGCCUCGACAACAGAGAGUCCCGUGUGUUCAUCAACUGUACAGAUGCCGGUGGCUGGUAUGCCAUGUCGGAGCUAACUUACCCGCUUGUCACCGGUCGAGCGCGCAUAGCAGAUUGUUACGAUAGAGAAUUCAUGUCACAGGAAAGGCCACUCAUGUCCCUCGACCUUCCACAACAAAGAGCUGCCCUGGUCGGUGUUCAUUCUCUUGCUGAGCCGUCCGCAAACUUCCAUCACAACCUUCCCAGCAUCUCUGGCCCACCUGCAGAGUCAUCGAAUGACACUCCGAAAGACGUUUCUAGAGACCCGGAGAAGUUACCCGCUCCAGCCGGCCCAGGUCGAAACAGCGUUAUCAUACGCAAGGGCUGGGACAAUUUAUUAGAUAUAUUCGUUACCCUCGUUUUAUUAUUUAUUGGUACAUUCAUUUACUACAACACACAGAACAUUCAGGAGUUGAUCAAGCAUCGACUGGACCUGAAGAAUAUCAUUUCUAUCCCCGACAGCUCAGUCACAACUUCGAAAUCAAUUGAGCAGAGGAGCACUGGCGAACAAACAGACUAUCCUGCACUUGUCAUUCACCCGCCGCCCCCAGAACAAGAGCCAAAGGAGUCAAACGAUACCGUCGUUGAAUCCAAGGAUGACGCAGCGACAGUAGAUGCAACAGCGAGCUUACUCCCUUCCGACCAAAACAAUGAAUCGCCCUCCAAGGACACGGAAACCAUAACUGGAGAGGAAGCCGCCGAUGUUGAAGACCCCGCUGUGAAAUCUCCGCGCAAGAAAGCCCGCCGCGGGAGAAGAGGUGGCCAGGCACAUAAGCGUGGCAAGAAAAACACCCAAGAAAAUACCGAGCUAGACAACACCCCUAGUCAAUCAGGAGGAUCCAAUGGUGCUCGCGCUAGACUCACUUCGCAGUCCGAUUUACAGCUCGCGAGAACCAUAUCAAAUACUGAAGUAAUUGACGCCGACGGCGCAAUUCGCAUUGGCCAGCUUAAAGUGUAUACCGAUAAGGUUCUCGGGCAUGGCAGCCAUGGUACAGUUGUUUAUAAAGGCAGUUUUGAUGGAAGACAUGUCGCAGUGAAACGUCUGUUGGUCGAAUUUUACGAUAUCGCGGCCCAUGAAGUCGGCCUACUUCAGGAGAGUGACGAUCACAAUAACGUUAUCCGAUAUUUCUGCAGGGAACAAACGGCAGGAUUUCUUUAUAUUGCUUUGGAACUGUGCCCAGCUUCGUUACAGGAUAUAGUCGAACGGCCACACAACUAUCCCGACCUUCUCCGUAAUGGCUUGGUUCUACCUGACAUUCUACGCCAGAUUACAGCGGGUGUCCGCUAUCUCCACUCCCUUAAGAUCGUCCAUCGAGAUCUGAAGCCACAGAAUAUACUCGUUGCUGCGCAGAAAUCUGCAAGGGGGGUGAAUAACCUACGUCUCCUCAUAUCUGACUUUGGUCUGUGUAAGAAGUUGGAAGACAACCAAAGCUCUUUCAGAGCAACAACAGCGCAUGCUGCCGGGACGUCUGGGUGGCGUGCCCCUGAGCUUCUUGUCGACGAUGACCAGACCACUGUCAACUCAGCGUCGUGGGCUAAUAACGGCACCCUUGACUCGUCCGAACCAGCCGUGGUUGAUCCACAGACCAACCGCAGAGCAACAAGAGCUAUUGAUAUCUUCUCCCUCGGUUGCGUGUUUUACUAUGUCUUGACGCAUGGAAGCCAUCCCUUUGACAAGGACGGUAAAUUUAUGCGCGAAGCCAAUAUCGUGAAGGGCCACUACAACCUCGACGAACUCCAACGACUUGGUAAUUAUGCUUUCGAGGCUGAAGACCUAAUCAGCCGCAUGUUAUCCGUAGAACCACGCCUGAGACCCGACGCAACAUCCGUAAUGAUCCAUCCAUUCUUCUGGUCCCCGGCCGAACGCCUCAGCUUCCUCUGUGAUGUAUCUGACCAUUUCGAGUUCGAGCCCCGGGACCCGCCUUCGCCAGCCUUGCAAUGCUUAGAAUCCGUUGGCCCCAGCGUCAUGUAUCCUGACAUGGAUUUCCUCAAGCUACUCCCCAAGGACUUCAAAGACAGCCUUGGGAAGCAACGCAAAUACACUGGCUCGAAAAUGCUCGACUUGCUGCGCGCUCUGCGAAAUAAGCGCAACCAUUACAAUGACAUGUCUGAGCACCUCAAGGCCCAUAUUGGCGGACUUCCGGACGGAUACCUGAAUUUUUGGACGGUCCGCUUUCCAAGCUUGUUGAUUAACUGCCAUUGGGUUGUUAGGAGACUUGGCUUGGUAGAUUUGGAGAGGUUCAAGCGAUACUUCACUCCACCAUAG